Messenger RNA from Tyto alba (common barn owl), 2507 nucleotides. RefSeq names its product caltractin. Gene Ontology annotation, biological process: mitotic cell cycle; nucleotide-excision repair; centriole replication. Bases 180 to 767 code for a protein of 195 amino acids. Gene Ontology annotation, molecular function: calcium ion binding. The record is from RefSeq and is a predicted model, not a curated record. Gene Ontology annotation, cellular component: centrosome; centriole. Lineage: Eukaryota; Metazoa; Chordata; Aves; Strigiformes; Tytonidae. The transcript is spliced from 5 exons.
CGCAAGCUCCCGGCUGAGCUCCUCCGCGACUGGUCCCGGCGGCCCGGGCUCGGCUUUCCCCUUGGGCUCGAAGGAGCGGGCGGUGCGGGCCGCCGAGGCCGCCUCUGAGGCUCGGUUUCCUCACACAGCGCGGAAGUCAACACCCCGGCUAAAAAGGGAAAGGAGAGUCCCAUCCGUCCAUGUCCCCCCCCUCGCCUCCCUUCCCUAAAACACCCAAGAAUCGCACAAUACGUCACCCCCUUUCAGGGCGUGAGGCAUCCAACUAUAGAAAACCUGGCUUAAGUACAGCCCAGCGGAAGAAAAGUGGCUUGAAACCUGAACUUACAGAAGAGCAAAAGCAGGAGAUCAGAGAAGCUUUUGAUUUGUUUGAUACUGAUGGAUCUGGAAGCAUCGACGUAAAAGAACUGAAGGUUGCGAUGCGAGCUUUAGGCUUCGAGCCAAAGAAAGAAGAAAUUAAGAAAAUGAUAGCAGAUAUUGACAAAGAAGGAAGUGGCACCAUUGACUUUGAAGACUUUUUGGCUAUGAUGACACAAAAAAUGAGUGAAAAGGAUUCAAAAGAAGAAAUCUUGAAAGCUUUCAGAUUAUUUGAUGAUGAUGGGACAGGAAAAAUCUCAUUCAAAAACUUGAAAAGGGUUGCCAAGGAGCUGGGAGAAAAUUUAACAGAUGAAGAACUUCAGGAAAUGAUCGAUGAAGCUGACCGAGAUGGAGAUGGAGAAGUGAGUGAGCAAGAAUUUUUGAGAAUAAUGAAGAAAACUAGCUUAUAUUAAUAUUUGUUGCCUUGCUAUACACAGCUGCUCCAAAAGAUAACCUGGAAAAGACUUAAAAACUGGGCUUGUUUCUCCUGCUUAUUUUCUGCCAUAUAAAGAAAGUCUGAAAGGACAGAUUUUUGGUUCAUUCUCUUUUUCAGCAAAGUUAAUUGGGGAAGUGGGGCUUCAGUACCCAGAACUGUUAAAAUGAGAUACUGCAGAAGUGAAAAGGAAGGAUGAACUGAACCUGCAAGGCAGGGUCCCUUCUCCUCCCCCCUCAGCAAUUUCACUGAUUGCCAGUUUGGAUAAAGAACACUGUGUUUCAACUAUUUCCCUGAAGGACAUCUCACUUGAGAUGUGAAGAUCCCCACUGCUAAUGGGAAAGGCCACUUUUGACUUUCCUAAGGCUACAGACUGAAAGUACAAGCACAGUGUUUUUAUUCCUUUUAAGGCUUUUGGGUUAUCUUUUGGUAUUGGUCUACUUCUGUUUAUUUCCAUGAAAGACUCUAAAACCAAUUGCAAAGCUCUCUUUAUUUCUGUAUGAAACACUGUUUUCUCCUGGCAAAUAAUUUUUAGACCUAAUGGGAAGCAAAUGUAGAUAACCAGAUUUGGCUCUUCCUUUCGAGCUGUGUGCCAUCAGUAGAUGUUCUUCAGUUUAUCUGUUCAUCUGAAACCUAGUUUACUUGAAUGUAACCUGCUUGGAUUAUCAAAAGUUUCUGGUAUAACCAGUCAACAUCUUGUGCCAUUGUUCUUACUCCCAAGACAUUACGGAGCUGCUGUGAUACCAGGAUUUUAGGUACCAAAAAGGUUCAUUUUUAUGGUGCACUAGGGUAGAUUUUGUCUUUGGCUGUUUACAGCCAAGUCACAGGGAGGACUCUCAUCUGAAGUGAAGAAAGAGCUCACCUUGGACAUCUGUGGAACACUGAAAGUAUUUAGAUCCAUGCAAUCCACAUUCAUUUCAGAUAUGACAGGUUGGGUUCUUUUAGGAGUACCUUCAUUUUCUUGACUAUUUCUUGCAUAUACUGUCAGUCUAAGACUUACUGGGGAGCUACAUUUCCUUCUGUACUAUGGUGACAGGGCAGUGACACACAACAUGACAUCCGAUUAUGUGAUUCUGCAAGAGGGUUUAUCCUUGGGUCCUGAUCAGACAAUCAGCUUCAAAACUGCUAGAAAAUGGUAUGAUCCUACAUCACGUGUCUCUCUAACAAGGCGCCUGAAGGAGAGUUUGUUACUGCUCACAGUGAAGUGGCAAGUAGGUAGAAACAUUUCAGAAGGGUUCAGUGGGAAGAGGAGGGAAAGAGCGGUAUUUCAGCAGUAUUGGUGAAGAUUCCGUUUUUGUUAGACACCUUCUGCUGCUUGACAGCGCUCGGGAGGUUUGCAGAAGGGCAGAGCCAGCUCUGGGCUUAGCUCCUUGCCAGAACUGCUGCAGCUCUCCCCAGUGGUGAGGGCCCAGCAGGGGGAAAAUUAAUUUUGGGAGCAGAAAGGAGACAUCUUCACUUGCCUAUCUUUUUCUCAGCAUGCAAAAGAACAUUCUGCCCCAGUCUCUGAACAACUCCAAACAGACCCUCUCUAACCUGUACAGAAGUAGGCUUAAACCUGUGGGAGAACAGGGACCAUGUAGGACCCUGGAAAACUCAGACACACCUGUGAAGUCCGCUAUUAACACAUUCAGUGGGAGUAGAUGUAACCUAUAGCACUGGAAGCAUUUUAAAAUGUCUAUUAACUUUGUAUAAGUGUGAAAUAAAACUGUUUUGAAAGUUA